AUGGUCAAGGAGGAGCACAAAGCGGCUGUGCUGGGGGAGCCCCACAAUACUGCACCCAUGAUGUCCACUGUGAUCGACAUCCAAAGGGAGACCUCAGUGCCGGACCACGUCGUCUGGUCCCUCUUCAACACACUCUUUCUGAACUGCUGCUGCCUGGGCUUCGCUGCUUUUGCCUACUCCGUGAAGUCUAGGGACCGGAAGAUGGUGGGCGACAUGAUUGGGGCUAAGAGCUAUGCCUCCACCGCCAAGUGCCUGAACAUCUGCGCCCUGGGCUUCAGCCUCCUUGGGAUCAUCGUGAUCAUCAUCAUUCUUGCCAAGGCAAUGACAACCUUCUAAGCCUUUCCUCAGCUGGCAAAGAACCAUCAAGGCCACUAG
Orycteropus afer afer is the source of this 375-nucleotide messenger RNA. Its product is annotated as interferon-induced transmembrane protein 3-like. The record is from RefSeq and is a predicted model, not a curated record. NCBI's taxonomy places the organism in Eukaryota, Metazoa, Chordata, Mammalia, Tubulidentata, Orycteropodidae. Gene Ontology annotation, biological process: defense response to virus; response to interferon-alpha; type I interferon-mediated signaling pathway. Gene Ontology annotation, cellular component: plasma membrane.